This is a messenger RNA of Globicephala melas (long-finned pilot whale), 2992 nucleotides long. It is a transcript of the gene GPR135, whose product is annotated as G protein-coupled receptor 135. Gene Ontology annotation, cellular component: endosome; plasma membrane. Gene Ontology annotation, biological process: G protein-coupled receptor signaling pathway. NCBI's taxonomy places the organism in Eukaryota, Metazoa, Chordata, Mammalia, Artiodactyla, Delphinidae. The record is from RefSeq and is a predicted model, not a curated record. Gene Ontology annotation, molecular function: G protein-coupled receptor activity.
UCGCGGGCUACGGUCAACCCUUCGGCCAAGCGCAACUCCAGGCAGAGGCCCCUGACCCCGGCCCCGAGCCAUCUCGGGCUUGCGGGCGCCUCCCCCGGUGCGGGAUGAGCAGACCUGCGGCCGCCGCGGGGCCCCAUGGAGAAGCUGCCGCCGGUGCGCCCAACAGUGAGCACAACCCUGUCGGGCAGCCCACACCCCGGCGCCCCAUCCGCGGCCGGCACGCCUGGCCGGACUUCCUCUGCGGCGACGGCGACGGCCGUGCUCUCCUUCAGCACCGCGUCGGCCGCGGCGCUGGGGAACCAGAGCGGCGGGAGCGGGAGCGACAACACUGGCGCCUCGGCUGGCGGCGGCCUUGGCGGGCACGGCGCGGCGGAGAGGCCACCGCUGGGCCCCGCGGCGGCGCCGCUGCUAUCUCAGGGGGCGGCGGGGACGGCCCAGGCGCUCGUCCUCCUGCUCAUCUUCCUGCUGUCUAGCCUGGGCAACUGCGCGGUGAUAAGGGUGAUCGUGAAGCACCGGUAGCUCCGCACUCUCACCAACGCGUUCACCCUCCUGUCUCUGUCGGAUCUGCUCACGGCGCUUCUCUGCCUGCCAGCCGCCUUCCUGGACCUCUUCACGCCGCCCGAGGGCCCGGCACCCGCCGCCGCCGCGGGGCCCUGGCACCGCCAGCCAUUUCUUAGCUCGUGCUUCGGCAUCGUGUCCACACUCAGCGUAGCCCUCAUCUCGCUGGACCGCUACUGCGCCAUCGUGCGGCCGACGCGGGAGAAGAUCGGGCGCCGCCGCGCGCUGCAGCUGCUGGCCGGCGCCUGGCUGGCGGCGCUGUGCUUCUCCUUGCCCUGGAAGCUGCUCCGUGCUACCUGGGAGUCCCCGGCGGCGCAGAGCUUCCACGGCUGUCUGUACCGGACGUCCCUGGACCCCGCGCAACUGGGCGCGGCCUACAGUGUUGGGUUGGUGGUGGCUUGCCACCUGCUGCCCUUCCUGCUCAUGUGCUUCUACCACUACCAUGUCUGCAGGACCGUGCGCCUGUCGGACUUGCGCGUGCGGCCCCUGACCACCUACGCGCGCGUGCUGCGCUUCUUCAGCGACGUGCGCGCGGCCACCACAGUGCUCAUCAUGAUUGUCUUCGUCAUCUGCUGCUGGGGGCCCUACUGCUUCCUGGUGCUGCUGACCGCGGCCCGGCAGGCCCAAGCCACGCAGGCUCCCUCGCUCCUCAACGUGGUGGCCGUAUGGCUGACCUGGGCCAAUGGGGCCAUCAACCCUGUCAUCUAUGCCAUUCGCAACCCAAACAUUUCGAUGCUCCCAGGGCGCAACCGGCCUGCGACAGCAGCAGCUAAACAGCCUAAAUCCGAAGCGGGGGAUACCAGCCUCCAAGAAGGGUUGGGAUGCAGAGCUUGUGAAGACAAAUUUUCACCCGCUUCGAUGAACAAUACAGGAUUCCGGGGAGAAUCGUGUGCUUAAUAAAGCCAAACAUUUACAAAAAGGACAGAGAGGAGGCUUACCACUUCCCCCAAACAACAUACAAAACAGUGUCCUUUCCUUCAGAAGCGCUGAAAGGAAUGUAAAGUGCAAAACUUAAAACGAUGUUUAACCACACAACCAAGCAUGGUGAACUGUAAGUGCCAAAAAUGACAAAAAUAAAAUUCCCAAUUACUGAAAAACUCAUAUUACAGGAAUCACAGUGGGAAACAAACAAAAAAAUUCAUUGAAUCCAACUGGUUCAUAUACAUAGACUUUCAGGAAAGAAUGAAGACCUUAAGAAUUGCUCGAAGGCCCCUCUAAAUCACCAGCAUUCAGCAGAACUUCAGAUUUCUAGAACUUGCACCUCUGACACAUGCCUUGGGUGCUUAGGUUAGGAGUCAAAAAUUUUUAUCCUUACACACUUUGGUGCAUUUCCUCCCCACCCCCACCCCCAUAAUCUUUGUGAGAAAUUUUAAAUUCAUCCCGUUUAAAACCAUUUUAGGAUUUUGAAAAAAUGGUUUAUUACUAAAAGUGGUUUAUUACUACAAAAUCCAACCAUUUGAGGGGCAAAGAGAAGUAUGAACAUAAAGAAAUGUGGCUAUUUUUUAAAGUAUUUCAAGAUUAUACUUAGAAAUGAAUGUCCCCCAUCUAACCCCCAAAAUUAUCUGCCUUGGAAACUUUGAGACGUAAACCUUACUCUAACCUGCUACUUUUGUUUCUAAUGAUUUAGGGGUGCCGCUCUCAGAAAGCUUUCACAUUCUUAAAAAAUAAUUUUCAUAGUAGAAAAUCUUGGCAUUUGAGGUAAAUUUGAUUUUUGGAUGCAGCCAAAAAUGUAAUUUGAAGUCAAGUUGAUUGAAUUUUGUGAGUAAUGCAUAUAUACAUGUAUGAGAGCUCUAUAAAAGUAAUAAGCUUGGCUAUCCUAGGUAGCUUUCAUCUAACUGAAGGUGAUUCCAAAGAGGAAUUCAAAAAAUAUUUUGAGAAGUGGAUGCAUUCUUGGAAUAAGCAUAAAGUUCUCCAGGAAAAUCAUGUUCUUCUACAUUUGGAAGUUUGGGUACAUAUGUUUUAAAAAAAUAGUUGCUUAAUAGACAUGACAUAUAAAAUAAUGUGAUCUUUAUUUGAAAGGAGAAUGGCUGUGGGAUUAUUAUAUAUAAUAGAGUACUCAUAACUUAGGAGUAAAGUCAGAGAGGUAGUUUAAUCAAGCCAGAAAUACCUUCAGAAAGGUGCAAAACAAAGAUGCUGUUUUAAAAUAUUUGAAAGCACAAUUCGGGAUUUGUGUAGGUAAAAUUUCUCACAUUAAAUGCCACUGUACGUAGAGUCAUUUACUCAGAAUUUUACAAGAUGUUUUUGUGUUUUCUUCCUCUUUCCUUUCUUCCAUCUUGCCCCUCUUUUCUUCAGUAUUUCACAGCCUUAAUUGAAUAAGUACUUUAAACUAGAUAUGAAACCUCUGCUCUCAUAUAAAGAUUUUAAUGUGAAAUGGCCACCUUUUUUUCUUGUAUUUAAAGAUCUUCAUUAGUAUUUAAUUUUUUUGUGUGACAGA